UUUCGCGCGUGCACGAUAAAGCGAUUUUGUUUGGGUGAAUGGCGGAGACUUCUACGACGUGGAAGAAACAACAACCUCAUUCGUACUCAAAACCAACCAAAAUCUCGGCAGCUUGAUGUCUGUGGACUGUGGUAUCUGGAAAGCAGACGAGAAUCUUGACAGAACCCAUUCUUCCAUAUUCUCAGAAUCAUACGAAGACGAUGGCCAUGACUAUGCGUUUCUCCUGCCGACACUUAUUCCUUGCUCUCAGAAAAGAGAGAGAAUUGAUGAGAAUACCGUUUGCAGGUGGUAUUAUAUCAACUGGCAGAAAUGGGACUUUUCCCAGCAUAUUCAAAUGGGCAGUUCCUUGUCAGAUAUCUGUGAAGUCUGUGCAAACAAAGGCUCAUAUAAAGUUCCCACAAAACUCAUCUGGAAGUAAAGAAAAUGCUUUUUUGAGAGACAAGAAGACGGUUCCUUAUUCAGACCCUCCAAGUAGAGAUGAUGUUAACCGCCUGUAUGAAUUGUUUGAUAGGAGUAAGAAGGUUGUUGUUUUGACUGGAGCAGGGAUAAGCACAGAGAGCGGUAUUCCUGAUUACAGAAGCCCAAAUGGAGCAUAUAGCACAGGUUUCAAACCGAUUACUCACCAGGAGUUUCUCCGCUCAGUUCGGGCACGAAGACGUUACUGGGCAAGGAGCUAUGCUGGUUGGAGACGGUUCACUGCAGCACAGCCUAGUGCUGCUCAUAUGGCCUUAAGCUCUCUUGAAAACGCGGGCCACAUUAGUUAUAUGAUUACACAGAAUGUAGACAGGCUGCAUCAUCGUGCUGGAAGUGACCCGCUUGAAUUGCAUGGUACCGUAUAUACUGUUAUUUGUACGGAUUGUGGUUAUACUCUAGCUCGUGAUCUAUUUCAAGAUCAAGUGAAGGCUCUUAAUCCAAAGUGGGCUGAGGCAAUUGAAAGUUUGGAGUAUGACAGCGGGUCGGACAAGAGUUUUGGAAUGAAACAAAGGCCUGAUGGAGAUAUUGAGAUUGAUGAGAAAUUCUGGGAGGAGGAUUUCCAUAUUCCUGUUUGCCCAAAAUGCAAUGGAUUAUUGAAACCAAAUGUUGUCUUCUUCGGAGAUAAUGUCCCCAAAGGGAGAGCUGAUUCGGCAAUGCUAGCUGCCAAGGAAUGCGAUGCUUUUGUUGCACUGGGUUCUUCUUUGAUGACCAUGUCUGCAUUCCGGCUAAUUAGAACUGCACACGAGGUCGGUGCUGCCACUGCAAUUGUAAAUAUCGGUGUAACACGAGCCGAUGAUUUUGUACCUCUGAAAAUCAAUGCCCGACUUGGAGAGAUACUUCCGAGAUUGCUUGACAUUGGAUCCCUUGCUAUCCCUGCCAUUUAAUCCCAGUUCUCUGAAAGCGAGGUAUCAAUACCAUUCAAACAGCCACUUUGAUCUUGGAAAUGGUCUUAAGGUGCACAGGCAAUCCCAUCAUUCACGUAUUCUUUUUAUAUACAUAGUUCCUUUCAUACUCGAGUUUCAACUAGACCCUAAUUGGGAGAGCUCUUAUAACAUCGAUCUGAACCCAAAACCUCGUACUUGGACCACAACUCCACAAGUUUGUCGUGAUUUGCAUAUCUUAUUGUCGUUAUUUGUCUGUCGUGUGUUGUCCAAGCAUAACAAGCCCCUCGUGUUUGCCUGUAUUGUUCCAUUUUGGAUCAAGAUUCCUGAUCCUUGUUGUACCAAUUGUAGUAUAGCCAUUGUUAUUGGGACUACAACAUUUUUGUUACCUCUGGCAGUAAGGCUUAUGGUGCCACUCCCAUACAUUUUUC
Ipomoea nil (Japanese morning glory) is the source of this 1786-nucleotide messenger RNA. RefSeq names its product NAD-dependent protein deacylase SRT2. Lineage: Eukaryota; Viridiplantae; Streptophyta; Magnoliopsida; Solanales; Convolvulaceae. The transcript is spliced from 11 exons. Gene Ontology annotation, molecular function: NAD-dependent protein lysine deacetylase activity; NAD+ binding. The record is from RefSeq and is a predicted model, not a curated record. The coding region runs from base 201 to 1358 and encodes 385 amino acids.